AUGGCAGGCAAGACAGUCGUGGCACUUGACCUCUAUGGCACUUUGUUGUCAACAGAGUCCAUUGCCAACCAGCUAGCGAGCCAUUUCGAGGCUACCAAGGCCCAAGCCAUCUCCGCACUCUGGCGGAGGUACCAGCUCGAAUACACAUGGCGACUCAACAGCAUGGAGCGCUACGAGGAUUUCUCCAGCGUCACUCGGAAUGCAUUGCUUCAUGCGCUAGCUGAGAGCGAAGAGCAGUUGAGCGACAGCAAGAUCGCCAAUCUAAUGGAGGCCUACGAUAGCCUGUCUAUAUUUCCCGACGUGAACCCAGCACUAGGCCGAAUUGCAGCCGAUCCUACUAUCCACGCCGUGGUAUUUUCCAACGGAUCGAGAUCAAUGGUCUCCAACUCGAUCUUACGGUCAAGGAACCUUGCUCCCCAUGCCAGUGUGUUCCAAGACCUGAUUACCGUCGACGAUGUCCAGCGGUACAAGCCAUCGCGAGCUAGCUAUCAACACCUUGCCGAGAAAGUCGGGAAGCAGCCAUCGGAGAUAAACGAGCUGUGGCUCAUCAGCGGCAACCCGUUCGACGUCGUGGGCGCGCGUAGCAUGGGAAUGAACGCGAUCUGGGUUGAUCGGGCUGGCAAGGGGUGGCAGGAUGCUGCUGUGCCAAAUCUACGGCCUUCGGCCAUUGUACGUAGCCUGGAGCAUAUCGUGGACACGAUCAAGGGCCGUCGCGAGUGA
Molecule: messenger RNA, 720 nt
Organism: Penicillium subrubescens
Lineage: Eukaryota; Fungi; Ascomycota; Eurotiomycetes; Eurotiales; Aspergillaceae
Product: haloacid dehalogenase, type II
Exons: 2
Coding region: 1-720 (239 amino acids)
Molecular function (GO): hydrolase activity, acting on halide bonds, in C-halide compounds
Source: RefSeq, a predicted model, not a curated record